AUGGAACCGCAGGAUAGAGCGAAACGGCCCCAGGAAGAGGGCAAUGGCGCCCCAAUUGGCGAUCAAAAUGGUUCGAAUGGUGAACCUGCUUCCAAGAAAAUAAAGCUCGACAGCAGGGCCAAGGGCGUUGCCCCGAUCAAGGCAGAGUAUCUCAUAGUAGCACCCCGUCAAACAGAGAAGCCUGCCGAAGUCGAAGCCGAAGCCGAUGAUGAUGAUGCCGAGGGGCGGACGGCUCCCAUGCCUCAAGAGGCGCAACAAGGCCCCAAAAAGGACGGGAAGCGGAAGAAGCAAAAGGGGCAGAACAAGGAAAGGGAGUUCGGCACCUUCUCGGACGCCCAGCGGUUAUGCAACACAGUCGCGUGGACUCCCGAGUUUUCUCCUCGCCCCUGCAAGCACGGCGACCGCUGUAAUGCCCUCCACGACAUACGCAAAUACCUGAAAGAAGGCCGCCGUCCCGAUAUCACGACUUUUGGGGGCAAGUGCCCGGUGUGGGAGAAGUACGGCAAGUGCCCGUCCGGUUGGCGUUGUCUGUUCGUCCACAGCCACAUGGACGAAGUCAAGCACGAGGACGGGCGGUCGGAGCUGGUUCUAGUCGGUGACGCCACCAAGGCACCAGAAGGCGAGGAGGAGGCGGCGGGCGAGAUCAAGCCCGGCAUGGUCAACAUGGUGCCGGUCGGCAUCAAGUACGACCUCUCCAAGAAAAAGAUUCCUCUAGAGAAAUCGGACCAGUACCUAGACUGGCUGGCCAAGGAUACCGUAUACCUCGCCAGACAUUAUCAGAAGCACAAGGACGAUGAGACCAAGCCGAAUGAUUACAGGGCGCAGUACAUCGAGCCUCCAUUCAAGCCGUCAGAAAAGCGGAGGCUUUACUUCGGACGAGAGACGCCUGUUCUCGCGCCGCUUACCACGCAAGGAAACCUUCCUUUCCGCCGGCUCUGCGUCGAACUUGGUGCUCAACUGACAUACUCUGAGAUGGCUCUGGGGCUUCCCUUGCUACAGGGGCAAAAGGCAGACUGGACGCUGAUGAGGGCUCAUGAGAGCGAGAUCACGCCGCCCCGUUUCGAUCCCGGCGGUCCUAUCAUUCAAAGCUACGACAACUCAAAAGACCUCAAAUUUGGCGCCCAGAUCGCGGCCAACGCCCCUUGGGUUGCUGUGAAGGCCACCGAGGCCUUGUCACAGCUUCUUCCUCAUCUGCGUCUGGUCGAUCUGAACUGCGGUUGCCCGGUAGACAUGGUGUUCAAGUCUGGAGCCGGGUCCGCGCUCCUGGAUUCUCAUUCAAAACUGGAGAGGAUGAUCAGGGGUAUGAACGCGGUAUCAGGAGAAGUGCCCAUCACGGCGAAAAUCAGGAUGGGUGCUAGGGACGACAAGCUCACGGCUCAGAAGCUCGUCGAGCGUCUGGCUCUCGGCAGCGAGGACAUGCGCGACAUUGUUGGUGCGCCCGGGUGUGCAGCCGUCACCCUACACGGCCGGACGAGACUGCAGCGGUACACGAGGGCCGCUGAUUGGGGAUACAUCGCCGAGUGCGCGGCGCUGAUCAAGCAAUUCAACGAGAAGACCCAUGACCUAGCCGACACGGUCCGAGAGGCGGACGCGAACACGUUACCAAAUGGCGGGAAGAUGUACUUCUUGGGCAACGGUGACUGUUACUCGCACGUCGAUUACUUUGAACACGUCGACCAGGCUAAGGUUGACAGCGUCAUGAUCGGGCGCGGCGCCAUCGUCAAGCCUUGGAUCUUCGAGGAGAUCGAAAAGGGCCAGUAUCUGGACAAGUCUAGCUCGGAGCGGUUGACGUACAUCGAAAAGUUUGUCCGAUACGGGAUGGAAGCCUGGGGCUCGGACGAGCUCGGCCUCAACUACACGCGCCGGUUCCUCCUCGAGUUUCUCAGCUUCUUCUGCCGCUACGUGCCCAUCGGGCUACUGGAGCAUCUACCGCCGAAUCUCAACGAGCGGCCGCCUGCUUACCGCGGGCGUGACGAUCUCGAAACGCUGUUUGCGAGUAAGAAUUACAAGGACUGGAUCAAGAUCAGUGAGAUGUUCCUUGGCCCAGCACCACCUGGGUUCAAGUUCCAGCCAAAACACAAGUCGAGCAGCUACGAGAUUGAGGCCGAGGGUUGA
This is a messenger RNA of Chaetomium fimeti, 2115 nucleotides long. RefSeq names its product tRNA-dihydrouridine(47) synthase [NAD(P)(+)]. The transcript has 3 exons. Lineage: Eukaryota; Fungi; Ascomycota; Sordariomycetes; Sordariales; Chaetomiaceae. The record is from RefSeq and is a predicted model, not a curated record. Gene Ontology annotation, molecular function: RNA binding; tRNA dihydrouridine synthase activity; flavin adenine dinucleotide binding. Bases 1 to 2115 code for a protein of 704 amino acids. Gene Ontology annotation, biological process: tRNA processing.